UGGGUUUGAUCUGCUUGACAACACUUUAGUUAAACUCUAAUUUAAUUCAGCUUCAAUUAUUUGACGUACGCUGUUUGUUUAACUGGUGUGACUAAACAAUGUGGUUAAUUUUGUUCUUUUUCAGUAUGUUUUCCCUCCUAUAAAUGAACUGUAGUAGGAGUAAUCCCUCCGCGCGCUUCUUGAAUAUGAAUAUAUUGAGACCGCCCACGCGCCAUGGGGGGCGGGUCGAGCCCCAUUGCUGACCUAUGAAAGAGAGAGGGUGCUUCACUUGGACGCGGACACAUUUCAGCGUUGGCAUCAGGCAGUUCGGUGAGCAUCUUGACCACUCAAACCGGACUUCAUUAGGAUUUCUAAACGACAACAACAGCGAUAUGACAGAACACAGGGAUUUCCUUCUAUUUUUCCUCAUGUCUUUGAGCGCGAUUUAUCCAUGCACAGGAAUAUCGUGGCUUGGUUUAACGGCAAACGGCAGCUCUGUCGGGUGGAAUCAGACGCAUCACUGUAAACUCCUGGAUGGGCUCGUGCCAGAUCAGCUUCAGCUCUGCAAGCGGAACCUCGAGCUCAUGCACAGCAUCGUGCACGCGGCCAAACUCACCAAGAGCGCGUGCCAGGGCACCUUCAGCGACAUGCGCUGGAACUGCUCGUCCAUCGAGAGCGCCCCUCACUUCACCCCGGACCUGGCGAAAGGGACCCGCGAGACAGCGUUUGUGUUUUCUCUGGCCGCUGCAGUGGUCAGUCAUUCUAUCGCCCGUGCCUGUGCUUCUGGAGACCUCCCCAGCUGUUCGUGUGCGCCAGCGCCGUCGGAGCAGGCGGCCCCAGACUUCCGCUGGGGUGGCUGCGGGGAUAACGUUCGCUACGGCCUGCAGAUGGGCUCGGCUUUCUCAGACGCUCCUAUGAGGAACCGCCGCUCGGGACCACAGGCCUUCAGACUCAUGCAGCUUCACAACAAUGCAGUGGGAAGACAGGCACUCAUGGAUGCUCUAGAAAUGAAGUGCAAAUGUCACGGCGUUUCUGGCUCUUGCUCUGUGAAGACCUGCUGGAAGGGCCUUCAAGACAUCAACACCAUCUCCGCCGACCUCAAGUCUAAAUACCUGUCGGCCACUAAGGUCAUUCCACGUCAGAUCGGUACCCGCCGACAGCUGGUCCCCCGGGAGAUGGAGGUGAGGCCGGUCGGAGAGAAUGAACUUGUCUACCUGGUCAGCUCACCUGAUUACUGCUCGCAGAACGCCAAGCAGGGGUCAUUUGGAACCACAGACAGGCAGUGUAACAAGACCGCAACUGGCAGUGAGAGCUGUGGACUCAUGUGUUGUGGACGGGGUUACAAUGCCUAUACGGAGGUGCUGGUGGAACGCUGCCAGUGUAAAUAUCACUGGUGCUGUUACGUGUCCUGCAAAACCUGCAACCGUACCGUUGAGAGAUACGUCUGCAAGUGACAAACCACCCUACGGACUGUCUUCAUCGACAGAGACGAAGAAGCGCGGUGCAGUGCUGGGCAAAUGUGUACGAUCAUUUUAGAGCCAUAAGUGAGUGGAUAAUCCUCAAAGUGCUGUAAGGAUGGCAUGAAAGUGAAGAAAGAAGAGCCGGAGUUGGGGAAUAUGGAUGGUGAAAGAGUUAAUGAAUGGCUGUAAACAAAGAACCCUGCGGUGAGGCCCUCAAGGCACCCCGUGGAAAACCAGAGUGAUAAGUAGUGGCCGCUCACAGCAAAACUCAUCAGCUCCGACACAGAGAAAGAGACUGGGGGAGGGUAGGACUGUGCUGGUAAAGAGUGACUUUACUGCGGUAAUACUUCACACAUUGGUCACAUGAAUUUCAAGACACCGGUUACGCGGCAGAAAGUGAUGGAAAUCAAACCGUUUAGUUUGGUUGACCUCAGAAAUUCUCUGCACUCAGUAUUGAUUAUGACUAUUUUUAUAGCAAAGUAAUAUGUCCUUUAUUUUUGGGAUGUUAAUUGGCUGAAUAUUUCCAUUGUAUUCAUGAAAAGAAAGAUGAAGUCCACGCUUUUCACUCUGGGAAAACUUGUAAAUUUUUUGUAAAAAUGAAAAUUUGUAUUUAUUUUAUUAAAAAUAUUUAAUGCAAAAAA
Molecule: messenger RNA, 2080 nt
Organism: Megalobrama amblycephala (Wuchang bream)
Lineage: Eukaryota; Metazoa; Chordata; Actinopteri; Cypriniformes; Xenocyprididae
Gene: wnt11f2
Product: wnt 11, family member 2
Exons: 5
Coding region: 246-1433 (395 amino acids)
Biological process (GO): cell fate commitment; neuron differentiation; canonical Wnt signaling pathway
Cellular component (GO): extracellular region
Molecular function (GO): cytokine activity; frizzled binding
Source: RefSeq, a predicted model, not a curated record